GUUAGUAAGACAAACAGUAACACGCAUAUUGUUCCCCCUUUCCGGCCUUCUCUGAUCUCUUCUCUCUCUCUCUCUCUCUCUCUCUCUCAUCAGCAGUACAAACUGACGGGCACACACGUCUGAUCUUCGCUCUGCAGGCUGCAGCGUCUCCUCUCUUCCUGAUCUCCGGAGUUCAGGGGCGUGUUGACAAUGGCGUCUUCAGGAGCUAGGGUUUCCUUCCGCAUAUUGCUGGCCGUCAUCGUCGUCCUCGUCCUCUUCUACGUCGGCCGUCCUCUUUACUGGAAAAUCUCCGCCACUGUCCACGAGAUCCGAGAGAAGAGACAAACCGUCAAAGAAGGACUCUCGCAGAUCGUUCUCGAGGCUCAGAAAUCUGUCGGUUGGUUCCACGACGAGUCCGACGCCGGAUUCCGCCACAAUCGGAGUGAGCAAAAGGCUUUGGUGGCGACAACUCGGAGGCUUCUUCGUCAGGUUUUGUGAGAAUUUUUAUUGAUGGUAGUGGAUUAAGCUAGAAUUAAAUACGGUGUUCUGUACAUCUUGUUUUUAUUUGCUUUGUAAUAAUAAGGGAGGACCUCGAUGUGGUGCUCCUAUUGGAUGUCUAAAUUAUUUUUUUUAGUAAAUUAGUUUUUAAAAUUAUCA
Molecule: messenger RNA, 636 nt
Organism: Malania oleifera
Lineage: Eukaryota; Viridiplantae; Streptophyta; Magnoliopsida; Santalales; Ximeniaceae
Exons: 2
Coding region: 190-477 (95 amino acids)
Source: RefSeq, a predicted model, not a curated record